AUGCUAAAACUCAAAUGAUUGCACUGAGUUUUUUUAGGUAAAUUUUACUUUCACAUUCCUUUAUUCCGUUGGCUCCCUGAUCUCUUAGCAAGUUGAUGAGAACGUCUUCCUUCAGCUCAACCUCCAUCUUUCCAUCAGAUCAGAAGCGGUAAAAAGAUGGCUGCAGAACCUGAGCGAGUUGGCGAUGCCUCCGACGAGGUCGAGGAGAUGGAGGACGAGGAGGAGUCGGGCACUGGUACCGACCUCAAGUCGCAGAUCCUGCGGAGGCCAGAUCUGUUGGCAGCCAUCCAGGGGCGACUGCACGCAGAGAUGUUGCAGUCUCUCCCGGCACCUGUGAAGCGUAGAAUAAAAGCUCUGAAGAAACUGCAACUGGAGGCAACACAUACAGAAGCAAAGUUCUACGAAGAAGUUCAUGAGCUUGAAUGCAAAUACCACCUGUUAUACACACCUCUCUACGAAAAAAGAUCUACAAUUAUACAAGGUUUAUACGAACCAAAUGAUGAGGAGGCUGAUUUUCCUUCCGAUGACGAGAAAGAAGAGGAGUUGAGCAAUGAAAUAAAAACCAAAGUCAAGAUUGAGGAUGUCACUGAAACGAAGGAACCAGUCACAGAUGAGGAGAAAAACAAAGCAAAUGCCAAUGGAAUUCCUGACUUCUGGUUGACCAUCUUCAAGAAUGUCGGUAUUCUCUCAGAAAUGGUCCAAGAACACGAUGAGCCAAUCCUGAAACACCUCAUUGACGUAAAAGUGAUAUUUUUAAAGAGUAACCCUAUGGGUUUUGUUUUGGAGUUCCAUUUUUCACCAAAUGAAUAUUUCUCAAACUCAGUUUUAACAAAGGUCUACGAAAUGAAAUGUGUUCCUGAAGAAUCAGACCCCUUCAGUUUUGAAGGGCCGGAGAUCUACAAAUGCAAGGGUUGUACUAUAGACUGGAAGAAAAACAAAAAUGUCACAGUCAAAACAAUAAAGAAGAAACAAAAGCACAAAUCUCGAGGAUCGGUCAGAACAAUCACCAAAACUAUCCAAAAUGAUUCCUUUUUCAAUUUCUUCAAUCCUCCAGUCAUGCCAGAAGAUCCCGAUGCAGAUGUAGAUGAAGACACACAGUCUUUGCUGACAAGUGAUUUUGAAAUAGGUCACUACAUCCGAGAAAGAAUUGUUCCUAGAGCAGUCCUCUAUUUUACAGGAGAGGCACUGGAUGAUGAAGAAGAUUUUGAGGAGGAAGAGGAUGGAGAUGAGGAUGAGGAGGAUGAAGAUGGUGAUGAAGAGGAUCCCGAUUUUGAUCCCAACGACCCGAGAAUACCUAAAACGAAAAAGAAUGGCACUCCAGCAGAAUGCAAACAACAGUAACAUCUGAAAGUGAAAGAAUCGUAGCCGGUGAUACUUUCAAAAUGUUAAUAAUAAUUUGUUAAUCAACACUCUUUCUUAUCUUGGAGACAUGUAAUUGGUGAAAACCACUUUUCAUUUCAAAGAGCAAAUUGUUAUUGUUAAGCAUAUUUUUAAUCUUAUGUUUUGCAUUGAUGUGUAACACAUUGUUUGCUUACCCUAACUAUAUUAUUAUUUUUGGAAACAUAUAAAAUAUAAAUAAUUUUUUUAA
Homalodisca vitripennis (glassy-winged sharpshooter) is the source of this 1588-nucleotide messenger RNA. Its product is annotated as nucleosome assembly protein 1-like 1. Gene Ontology annotation, biological process: nucleosome assembly. Gene Ontology annotation, molecular function: chromatin binding; histone binding. Gene Ontology annotation, cellular component: nucleus; chromatin. Bases 157 to 1341 code for a protein of 394 amino acids. The record is from RefSeq and is a predicted model, not a curated record. The transcript has 9 exons. Lineage: Eukaryota; Metazoa; Arthropoda; Insecta; Hemiptera; Cicadellidae.